Molecule: messenger RNA, 384 nt
Organism: Rangifer tarandus platyrhynchus (Svalbard reindeer)
Lineage: Eukaryota; Metazoa; Chordata; Mammalia; Artiodactyla; Cervidae
Source: the annotation of a GenBank genome assembly
AUGCGGCAGACAGGACUCGCCCUCCUGGCUCUGGCUGCCUGUGCGGCUUUUCGCCCCUCGGAAGCCAUACUUCCCAUUGCCUCCAGCUGCUGCACCGAGGUUUCGCAUCGUAUUUCCAGAAGGCUUCUGGACAGAGUGACGACAUGUCGCAUCCAGAGAGCCGAUGGGGAUUGUGACCUGGCUGCUGUCAUCCUUCAUGUCAAGCGCAGAAGAGUCUGUGUCAGCGCGCACAAUCACGUUAUUAAGCAGUGGAUGAAAGACCAAGCAGCCCAGAAAGAGACUAAAGGCAACAUUUGCCAUAAGAAGAGACACCACGGGAGGAGGAACAGUAAAAGGGCGCAUCAGGAAAGGCAGGAAACACAUGGCCAUAAAACGCCUUAUUAG